Molecule: messenger RNA, 4881 nt
Organism: Populus nigra (black poplar)
Lineage: Eukaryota; Viridiplantae; Streptophyta; Magnoliopsida; Malpighiales; Salicaceae
Product: endoribonuclease Dicer homolog 2-like
Exons: 23
Coding region: 417-4640 (1407 amino acids)
Biological process (GO): siRNA processing
Cellular component (GO): cytoplasm; nucleus
Molecular function (GO): ATP binding; DNA binding; RNA binding
Source: RefSeq, a predicted model, not a curated record
CAGCCACUUGCUUUCAUGGCUCAAUGUCCGGGUCUGCUUGAAACAUUUUCCAUAAAUAAGCAAAAAUUCAAUUUUCAUUGAAGUAGCCCCUUAUUUUAAUUUCAAUUUCUUGCACUCCUUUUGUUUUUUUUUUUUUUUUGGGGGUCUGCUGUCCUCUGCAGUACACUGAUUGACUGGCACCUUCUUUGAGAAGUUACUUCCUCACAUAGGCAACCAAACCAGAAAAGCAUCGCUCCUCACUCACUCACUUACUGCCGCAACACUUUGCUCUCAAGUUGUCUCUAUAUAACACCCACUUGGAGAAUUGCAAUCGCAAUGCAUUGCAUUGCUAACUAACAGUUUUUCUGUCUCUAUAGUCUCUCUAUUUAGUAUUUACUUGAAGCGAUCAUCUAGCUCUUCCUUCUUAAUCAGUUGUGAUGGAGCCUGUUAGCAUGAAUAUAGAUACCACCCAACAACUCCCUGCGGAUCCUCUCCCAUUUGCUAGAAGUUAUCAAUUGGAGGCUUUGGAGAAGGCGCUAAAGCAUAACACAAUUGUGUUUUUGGAGACUGGUUCUGGAAAGACUUUGAUUGCCAUCAUGCUCCUCCGCAGUUACGCUUAUCUUCUUCGCAAGCCUUCACGUUUUAUUGCUGUUUUCCUGGUUCCUAAAGUCGUUCUGGUUCGCCAACAAGCUGGAGCUGUGGAAAUGCAUACUGAUUUGAAAGUGGGCAUGUACUGGGGAGAAAUGGGAGUUGACUUCUGGAAAGCUGUUACAUGGAAGAACGAAAUAGACAAACAUGAGGUGCUUGUUAUGACACCUCAAAUUUUGCUUAAUGGCUUGAGGCAUAGCUAUAUCAAGCUAGAAUGGAUCAAGGUGAUCAUUUUUGAUGAAUGUCAUCAUACCAGUGGCAAACACCCUUAUGCAUGCAUCAUGACAGAGUUCUUUCAUUGUGAGUUAAAGUCUGGUCACCAUGAUCUUCCUAGGAUUUUUGGGAUGACCGCUUCUCCCAUAAAGUCAAAGGGUGCAAACUCAGAAUUACACUAUUGGCAGCAGAUUCGUGAACUUGAGGAUAUUAUGAAUUCAAAGAUAUAUACAUGUGUUAGCGAGUCUGCGCUUGAUGAAUUUAUACCAUUCUCAACCCCAAAGUUCUUAUUUUAUGAGCACAUGAAGAUCCCUGAUGGUAUAUUUGCUUAUUUACUUAAAGAAUUGGGGAAUUUAAGAGCAAAGCAUGAACACAUGCUUGAGCAAUUGGAUCUCAAUGAGUCCGCAGCAGUAUCUAUACGCAAUAAAAUAUCAAAAGUACAUUCAGCUUUGAUGUUUUGUUUGGAAGAACUUGGUGUUUGGUUGGCUUUUCAGGCUGCACAGUUCUUAUCACACUGUGAUACUGAUGGGGACUUUAUUUCAGGGGGUAAAUUAGAUGUGUCUGGUGAGACCAUUGUUAAAAACUUUUGCCAGGAUGCCUCGUUGGCAAUUUCUAAUUGCUUUUCAGCUGGUCAGGAAUGCUCCAUUAGGGAUAACAUUAAGGCCCAUUUGGGUGCUGGGCUUUUAACUUCGAAGAUUCUCUGCCUUGUUGAGUCACUUCUUCAGUACAGGGAUUUAAAGGAAAUAAGAUGCAUAGUUUUUGUGGAAAGGGUCAUUACUGCCGUUGUCCUUGAAUCUCUAUUGAGUAAGUUGCUUCCUAAACAUGGCAGCUGGAAGACCAAAUACAUAGCAGGAAAUAAUUCAGGGUUGCAAUCCCAGACACGCAAAAUUCAAAACGAAAUUGUGGAAGAAUUUCGUAAAGGCAUGGUGAACAUCAUCAUUGCAACAUCAAUUCUUGAGGAAGGAUUAGACGUGCAAAGUUGCAACUUGGUGAUUAGAUUUGACCCUUCUGCCACUGUCAGCAGCUUUAUACAGUCCCGAGGCCGUGCUAGGAUGCAGAAUUCUGACUACUUAUUAAUGGUGAGAAGAGGGGAUUUUUCUACACAUGCUCGACUAGAGAACUAUCUGGCCAGUGGUGACAUAAUGCGAAGGGAGUCUCUACGCCAUGCAUCCAUUCCUUGUUCACCUUUGCUGGAUGAGUUGGAUGAUGAGUUUUAUCGUGUUGAGGGCACCGGGGCAGUUGUCAGUCUAUCUUCAAGUGUUAGUUUGAUAUACUUUUAUUGCUCACGUCUUCCUUCUGAUGGGUAUUUUAAACCAGCUCCCAGGUGUAUUAUAGACAAGGAGACAAUGACUUGUACACUACAUCUUCCAAAAAGCUCUCCUGUACACACUAUUUGUGUGCAGGGAAAUAUUAAAACUUUGAAGCAGAAGGCAUGCCUUGAAGCAUGCAAGAAACUUCAUGUUUCUGGUGCUUUAACAGACAAUCUUGUUCCUGAUAUUGUUAUGGAAGAAGCUAUUGCUGAAGACGUUGGGAAUGAGAGGUAUGAUGAUGAACAACCCAUUUAUUUGCCACCUGAGCUGGUCAGUCAAGGUCCACGAAAUUUGAAGACGAAGUACCACUGCUACUUAAUUGAGUUGAAUCAGAACUUUGCUUAUGAUAUUCCUGUCCAUGACGUGGUGCUUGUCUUGAGGACUGAACUUGAAUCUGAUGUCAUAAGGAGCAUGAGUUUUGAUUUAGAAGCUGAGAGGGGCUUAUUGACAGUGAACUUGAGGUAUAUUGGAGAUAUUGAUCUUGAACAAGUGCUGGUCCUCUUAUGUAGGAGGUUUCAGAUUACUCUUUUCAAAGUUCUUUUGGAUCAUAGUGUAAAUAAAUUGAAAGAGGUCUCAGAAGGAUUAGACUUAGGGUCAGGUGCCGAGAUAGACUAUUUUCUACUUCCUGCUUUCAGGUCAUGCUCACAACCUUCCAUCAACUGGACACCUAUUAUUUCUGUGUUGUUCUCAUAUAAAAAUGAGGACCACUUCAACUGUUCUCGGAAUGGCAAUGCUCAUGUUGUCCAAACCAAAUGUGGUCCAGUUUGCGCAUGUGUGCUUCAGAAUUCUUUGGUCUGCACCCCCCACAAUGGUAACAUCUAUUGCAUCAUGGGUGUUUUUGAGGAUUUGAAUGGAAACUCGCUUUUAAAGAUGGGAGAUGGAGGGGCUAUCACUUACAAAGAGUACUUUGCAAAGCGGCAUGGCAUCCAAUUGCUUUUCAAUCGAGAACCAUUACUUAAAGGGAAACAUAUUUUUCCAGUGCACAAUCUUCUUAACAGAUGCAGAAAACAAAAGGAGAAAGCAUCGAAGAAUACACAUGUAGAGUUGCCUCCUGAACUUUGUGAAAUAAUUUUAUCUCCAAUAUCAAUCAGUACUCUUUAUUCUUAUACAUUUAUCCCAUCAAUAAUGCAUCGACUUGAGUCUCUGCUCAUUGCUGUCAACUUAAAGAAGAUGCAUUCAGAUCAUUAUCUGCGAAAUGUUAAUAUUCCAUCCAUGAAGGUAUUGGAAGCACUUACUACAAAUAAAUGCCAAGAGAAUUUUAAUUUGGAAUCAUUAGAAACUCUAGGAGAUUCUUUUCUUAAAUAUGCUGCAAGCCAGCAGCUAUUUAAAAUUUAUCAAAAUCAUCACGAGGGCCUUCUUAGUUUUAAGAAGGACAAAAUUAUUUCUAAUGCUGCACUUUGCAGAAGAGGAUGUAACCACAAACUUCAGGGAUUUAUCCGCAAUGAAUCUUUCGAUCCAAAACUCUGGAUAAUUCCUGGUAGCAAGUUGGGUAGUGACUUUUUAAGCGAGGAGCCACUUUCUGAGGGCAGGAAAAUUUACAUCAGAGGAAGAAGAAAGGUAAAAAGUAAAACAAUUGCUGAUGUUGUCGAGGCACUCAUUGGUGCAUACCUCAGUACAGGCGGUGAAGUGACAGCCUUAUUAUUUAUGGAUUGGAUUGGUAUAAAGGUGGAUUUCAUGAAUACACCAUAUGAGAGGCAAAUCCAAUUGCAGGCAGAGAAGUUUGUUAAUGUCCGCUACUUAGAAUCACUGUUAAACUAUUCAUUCAAUGACCCUUCUCUCUUAGUAGAAGCAUUGACCCAUGGUUCUUACAUGCUUCCUGAGAUCCCAAGAUGUUAUCAGCGACUGGAAUUUCUUGGAGACGCAGUGCUGGAUUAUCUCAUCACUUUGCAUAUGUACAAGGAAUAUCCUGGGAUGUCACCAGGACUGUUAACUGACUUGAGGUCUGCUUCUGUAAACAAUGACUGUUAUGCACAAUCUGCUGUUAAGGUAGGCUUGGACAGACACAUUCUUCAUGCCUCUCAUGACCUUCACAAGCAUAUCGUCGCCACUGUAACAAAAAUUCAGGAAUUUUCUUUAGAAUCAACUUUUGGAUGGGAAUCCGAGACAGCUUUUCCCAAGGUACUUGGAGAUGUUAUAGAGUCGUUAGCUGGGGCUAUUCUUGUUGAUUCAGGAUACAACAAGGAGGUAGUCUUUGAAAGUAUAAGGCCACUUUUGGAGCCUUUAAUUACUCCCGAGACAUUAAGAUUGCAACCUGUUAGGGAAUUGAUUGAAUUAUGUCAGAGGCAACACUUUGAUUACAAGAAACCCAUUGUUUCUCGGAACGGCAGGAAUGCUUCUGUCACAAUAGAGGUUGAAGCUAAUGGUCUGAUAUUUAAACAUACAGCUACAGUUGCAGAUAAAAAGACAGCCAAAAAACUAGCUUCAAAAGAAGUCUUGAUGGCCCUGAAGGAAAGUAAUUUAGCGACUAGUACCGCAAGCAAAGUUGAGUAAAUCUUGUCUACUUUGGAAAUUUUGAAGUUCGUAUCAAGCUGGAUAUCUGCUUUGGUAUAGCUGGAGGAUUUUGUAUAUUUUUUGUUAGCAAAAGUUAAUGCAUGUAGAAAUUAAAGUAAAAAACUUUACAAAGAGAUUUUCGAGUGAUGCAUGAUGCCUUCUCUCGUCAUGAAAGCAGCCAGCUUAAAAGAAACAUUGCAUUAAUGCUAUUUCUAUUUCAAAGUGUUUUGGUAUUUGUAUA